AUGGAUUCGCCGCUGUCGCCGAUGCAACGUUGGUCGUUUUCGCCGGGUUCGGCGCAUCACAAGAGAUCAAGCACGAGUUCCACGAAUAGCGGACUAACUUUCGCCCUCCAGGCACUUCUCGCGCGGCACGAAUCCUAUGUCGCCGAGACACACCAGGAUAAUGAGCGCCUCAAUGCUAAGAUCGCGGAGUUGGAGGAGGAGCGCAUCACUUUGCAGAACGCCAACGAGAAGAUCGUGGCUGAGAACAAAGAUCUGCUCGUCAAACUGGACACGAUCAACAAGUCGUAUACCGAGAGCGACUCCACGGUCAAGAGCCUCGAAGCACUACUGAAAGACACCGAACUCGAAGUCCGCCGACUCAAUGCGCUAGCCCGUCGCGCGGAAGAGCUGGAGGCUCAGGUCCAUGAUAUGGAGCGUGAGCGAACCGCCUUAUCCCGGCAACUAUCCGACAGCGAGCAAGAAAGCAGAAGCGCCAUCGGCAGAUGGCGCGAGAGCGAGAAACGACUCCGCCAGCUUGAACUCGAACUCGAGAAGAUUGAGUGGGAAGCCAAGCACGAGAUGGAUAAGCAUCAAGAGGUUGUAGCACGUCUGGAGCGAGAGCGAGUGCUCGAGAGGGAACUAGGUGGUGCUGAAGGCCGAUUAAAGGGCGCCGCCGCGCUGCAAGGCAUCCAAAGUGGCAACAAUGACAACGUGGUCAGCCACUUUGUUCGGGAUAUAUUGCAGGACAACGCGACUAUGCAAGCUGGUAUCGUUGAGCUCAGGGAAUUGCUCUCAUCCAGUAACAACGAGGUCCAGAACCUACGGCAACAGAUCAUGCACCACCAGCCUAUCGAAGACUCUGAAACACCCAAUCAGUCGUCACCCCUUCCCCUAGACCAGCAGAUCGGGUGGGAGCAGCCAUCCCAAUCCGAUGUCCAGCGGGAGGUCCAUGUCCACCAUCACUACCACGCGAAGCUCGCGGCCAAGGGCAGCCGAACACCAAACAUCCGCAAGCGCCACGGUCGGAAGACUGUCAUGCCUGGUUACCUCACAACCCCCGAGUCUUCUGUGCCUUCGACACCGCUAUCAAGACCCCAACGUUACCCAUCAAGCCCGGUCACCUCAUUGCAAUUACACCAGCCCCAGCCGAAGAAAGGCAAUCGGUGGUCUGUCCAAUCGGCGGCCACCAUGUCCUCAACCUUCUCGAGUCUCCCGAGUUCGCCUCGUUCUUACUUCGACCGUUAUAGUUCCAUCUUCGACCGAAUCGAUCCUGGCGAAGACUCUUCUAGGCCAACAAGCCCCGACACUGAGCCAUAUAAAUCACCUAUCAUGCCUCAAUCAGAGGCCCAACUUUCAAAACAAACACGUCUUGACUCUUUUGGAGGUGUGCUAGAGGAUAUCAGCGAACCUCCCAUCCCUGAGACAUCCACUCCUCCUGUCGCACCACCAAUAGAUGAAACUACACCACAGACCGCUCUACGAGAUCGCACUUCGCAAGACCUUACCCCUAAACCAUCACAGAUUCUUACACCUACACCUUCACAACCGAUUGACAUGCCAACGAAACAACCAGAAGUCACAAUAUCGGUUCUGUCCAGUCCUCGAAGUCCUCAAGUUCAACCUCUUGCACCUGAAACACAAUCUGUUCCUCAAGAAUUUGUCAUCCCCGACCACGACACCCCGUCACCCGCCCCAUCACCUUCAGUCGAAGAAACGCCCUCUGCACCGGCGACGCCGCCACGCACACCCCAACCCGAUAAUCUUCCAGACGAGCAAGAACCAUUCCCUGCAUCACCAGGCGCCAUUUCUAUUCGUCCCACUCUGCGCCGAUCCACCUCUACCGACUCCCUCUCCAUCGCUGGCAUGGACAUCCACAUUCCAAAACGGUCGUCACCGGAGUACACACCACAACGUAUUCGAGCCUAUUUCACACCCUCGCAACCCCCGACGUCUGCUCUCACACAUCUCUCCACCGCCUCUAAACAACCCCUCACCGCCAUCGCCGCAACCACGGCCUCUGCCAGCCAAUUCAAUACGCUAUCAUCACUCCGUGGCGGCGACGAGGGACGGCGCGGCCUGGAAACCAUCUUCGGCUCACCUGCCGCCAACCCUUCUCGGCAUCCUCCUCACGCAGAGCAACCUCAGACCGCAGGCGUCGGUGUAGCCGGCAGGCUAGGCGGUUGGGUGCGCAACAAAUGGGGCACGGCGCCCACACGAUCCACAGGAGAUCUGAGGUCAGUGAGCGCAUCGCAUGCUGUGACGCCAUCGCGACGUCCGCCGUUGGCCACGCUGCUAGAGGCUCCGCCACCACACACCGCACCCGAGGUACCAAAGGCACAAGCCCAUGCGGAAGCAGCUACCGAUGCCGAUGGCGGUUUGGACCCCACAGCCGUCCAGCGCAGCCCACCUCGAGACGUGCCCCGCCACGCCUCAGACCGGCCCGCGUCAAUCCUGACCACGAGCUCAGGCAGCACGCUCGGGAAGCGUGGCACUGGAAGCUUCGCAGCGACUGGCAGCAUGGCAGUCAGCGUCGGUGCCGGUGCGAGUCGACGCAUGCCUGGCAUCAACCAGAAAGGCGCAAUUCCGGGUUUUUGGAUCCCACAGAGGGCGCCGAGCCAGGUUGAGGUGCCGGUGGGAAGGGUGGAUGAGUCGGCGUUGAGGGAGGGGUUGGCAGAGGAUUUGCGGUAG
Molecule: messenger RNA, 2667 nt
Organism: Cyphellophora europaea CBS 101466
Lineage: Eukaryota; Fungi; Ascomycota; Eurotiomycetes; Chaetothyriales; Cyphellophoraceae
Exons: 1
Coding region: 1-2667 (888 amino acids)
Source: RefSeq, a predicted model, not a curated record